Messenger RNA from Aspergillus homomorphus CBS 101889, 480 nucleotides. RefSeq lists its product as uncharacterized. The record is from RefSeq and is a predicted model, not a curated record. The transcript is spliced from 2 exons. Bases 1 to 480 code for a protein of 159 amino acids. Lineage: Eukaryota; Fungi; Ascomycota; Eurotiomycetes; Eurotiales; Aspergillaceae.
AUGAGUGAACGUGAUUCAUCACAUAUUCCCCUGCCCUCUAGUGCCCCUAUCCAUGUAUCGGUUCCUUCCGGUUUCUCGAAAUCUCCAUUUGCAAUUCUUCCGCGGAUCCUGAGAUCCUCUCCCGCUCGAAGGACACCUCGGACAUCUGCCUGGAUCUGGGAUGCGCCAUGGGCCCAGACAUCAGACAGCUUGUCCACCAAGGAGCCUCCCAAUCUUUAUUACGGCUCAGACCUCUACUCCGAAUUCAUUGAAUUGGGAUACGACCUCCUGGCCGAUUGUGACACCCUCGCAUGCCAACUCAUCACCAGCGACAUCUUCAACGACCGCAGCGAACUGUUCCAGUAUCUCGGGGAGAAAGUAGACAUGAUCAACGCAGCCUCGUUCUUCCACCUCUUCGACUGGGACACCCAGGUGAAGCUGGCCAAGCAGGUCAUUAAGCUGCUGAAGCCCAAGCCCGGGUCUAUUAGGGUUGGUAUAUAG